Molecule: messenger RNA, 2565 nt
Organism: Papilio xuthus (Asian swallowtail)
Lineage: Eukaryota; Metazoa; Arthropoda; Insecta; Lepidoptera; Papilionidae
Gene: Noc3
Product: Nucleolar complex protein 3
Exons: 13
Coding region: 157-2538 (793 amino acids)
Biological process (GO): DNA replication initiation
Cellular component (GO): nucleolus
Molecular function (GO): chromatin binding
Source: RefSeq, a predicted model, not a curated record
GUCAAUUUCAGCAAUGUCAAUGUGAAUUUAUCUUUCAAAUCCACGUUGUUUUCAUUUUUCAUUGUUACUUUGAAACUAAAAACAGAAUUAAAAUUAUCGUUUUAUACGAUAUAAACGUUCAAUUUACUAACGGAUUCUUAAAAUAAAUAUAAAAUAAUGGCUAAAAAGGGUAAAGCGAAGAUUAGCAAAGUGAAGAGGAAUAAUCAGACGACAAAUAAGAUGCGAAAGCAGGGUAAGUUACGUCUUCAGAGGCAUAGGAACAAACCACAGAAGCAAAAGCAACCGACACAGAACCAAGAGCCAAUAUACAGCAGCGACAGCGAUGCAGCGUCCGGGGACGAGUGGGCGGACAUGCUGGACGAAGAAGAACAGAAGUACAUACUAGGCCGUAUAGCUAAACAACCAAAUCUUCUAUCAAAUGUACCAGAAGAAGAUAAAAAGGAACAGAAAAAACCUAAAAAGCGAAAGAUAAUGCGGGACAGUACAUCAAAUACUGCAGUGAGCAGUGACAGUGGUGCAGAGAGUGAGACAGAUAACAGUGAUGUUGAGGAAAAGUAUGAGGCUGAGAUGGCAGAAAGACCAGCCAAGAAACUACGACCACUCCUGCCUAUUAAGACUAAAGAUGGAAUCUUGGAGAGAUCUGAGGAAUGUGAAGACACAGAUUCAGAUGAGGAACAACCAGAUGAAGCACCAGAAACAUCAGAAAGUAUACUGGAAGAGUCUCAGGAUUCGGAUUCUGGUAUGGAGGUUACUGGUGAAGAAGGCGAAGGGACUGAGGAAGUGGUAACAGCGGUGCAACUACUGGCUGCAAGAAGAGAUAAACUGAAGCAUGAGAAGCUAAGAAUCGGAGCGCUCUGCUCAUCCUUGCUUGAAAAUCCGGAGAAAAAGCUAAAGAAUUUGUACCCAAUCCUAUACUUAAUGGAUGAGCACCUGAAAGAUGGUACACCAAACUUAGUCUCAGUAAGGAAACUAGCCUCCGUGUCAGCUGCAGAGGUGUUCCGGGAUAUUCUGCCUGACUAUGCUAUACGCCAUCAGGAUUACUCUGAUGUUAAAUUGAAAAAAGAGACAUUAGCUCUGUACAAAUAUGAGAAAGAGUUGUUGGAGUUCUACAAGAGAUAUUUGCAGCGGCUGGAGAAAGCUGCAUCUGUAUUGAGACGGAAGAAGGGUGAUAACAGGCAAGUAGAGGAUAGCGAGGUGAAUUUGGCGCUAGUGAGCCUGCGUUGCCUGUGCGCGCUGCUGGAGGCGCGGCCGCAAUUCAACUACGCGGGCAACAUCGCGCAGAGCGUGCUGCCAUUCCUCGCCUGCAGCGCUGAAGCGCGGGAUGCCGUCACUCAGUGCUGCAAGCAGGUCUUCACUGAUGAUAAUAAGGGAGAAAUUACACUUAAGAUCGUCCGCUUAAUUAAUCAGCUGGUGAAGAAGCGUGGUACUCGUCUGCAUCCUGGCGCGCUCGAGUGCCUCCUGGCGCUGCGCAUCCGCGACGUAGACCUGGACGCAGACGCAGACCUCAAGCAUAAGAAGCGGCAAGAAGAGAAGCACAAGAAAAGGAUCGUCAACUUGUCCAAGAAGGAAAAAAAGCGAGCAAAGAAAUUGAAAGAAGUUGAGCGAGAACUUCUAGAAACUGAGGCGCGGGAGAGCUCUGAGGCACGCAAGAAGCAGCUGACAGAAGUCACAAAGACCGUCUUCCAUAUAUACUUCCGUAUACUGAAGACAGCGCCAAAGUCACAACUACUGGAAGCAGUGCUCAACGGACUCGCUAAGUUCUCGCACGUGAUCAACGUGGAGUACUACAGCGAGCUGGUGUCGCUGCUGGCACGGCUGUGUAGUGAUGAGGAACUGGGCGCGCGCGCGCGGCUGCAGUGCGCACGCACCGCGCUCGCCGUGCUUGCAGCCGCGGGGGACGCUCUCAACUUUGACCCUGCUCACUUCCACGCGCACGUAUACGCUAAUGCAAUCAAUGUGCACGCAGGCAGCACGUGCGGGGAGGGGCGCGUGGUGCUGGAGGCGGUGUGCGAGGUGAGCACGCGGGCACGACGCGUGUCCCCCGCGGUGGUGCGCGCGCUGGCCAAGCGGCUGGGCACGCUGGCGCUGCAGACCGCGCCGCACGCCGCACUCGCCGCGCUGCACCUCGUACAUAACCUCAUGCAGAGUAGCAGCAGCUUGCAGUCUCUGCUGGAGACGGAGGAGGCGGCGGGGGGAGGGCGGUACGACGCGCAGUGCGGUGCGCCUGCGCAGUGCGGGGCGCAGUGCGCAGUGCUGCACGACCUGCCCGCACUGCGCAGACACUACCACCCCGCUGUGAGACAGGCUGCUGCCGCACUGCUAGCACGUACUGCACCCUUCCACAAAAGUCCAAUGCAAAUAUACGAGGAGUACGAUGGCUCUCAGAUGUCGUUCAAGCCGGCAAUACCGCCGCCGCAGCGCGACCAGCUCGCCGCACACAGCAAGAAGACCGCGCAACAUGUCUGGGCACAGCAACACUUCAAACAACAUUGUCAUAUUGUUGAAGAUAAUGUGCAAAUGAAUAUUUGUUUUACUUGAGUAUUACAAGUACUUUGACGUGUUGAA